AUGUGAGCCAGCCAUAAUCGCCUAGACCACCAUGGCCACUGAACUGAACCCUUCCUUGUCCACCAGUCGCGCCUUGGGCUAACCGCCGACAUAUCUAACGAGACGCACGGUGUAUACAAAGCACCGACUGAACGUUCACCUCACGCAGCCGAGUUAGCGUGUGCCUCACGCCACCUCUGAUUCACAGAUUCCCUUCCUCGCCGGCGGGCCACUCAGUCGCGAUAGCGUGUGGAUUCAUCUGCGGCCGCACGUGCACGGCAUCACAUCACACCCGGCUCGUAGGCAGGAUACACGUGUACCACUGUCGUAUCCGCCUCCCCUUCCUCCAGCAUGGUGCUGGAGAGCCCUUCCACGUCAGACCAGAUAAGCCGCUGGACGGUGUUGUCAUCUAGCGGAAUGGCUCACGCAACAGGGCGUUCGUUGUGGAGGUUCGAUCGGCCUGCCAGCGAUGCCUCCCCCGAAUCCUCAGCACAGUCAACGCGGUCAGCGGCGAUGUGCCAUGCACCAAGCGCGCGAAAAUACUGCGACGCUGUAGACCCUCAUGGGUUCCACUGCGACAGGAUUUGAACCUGGGUCGCGAGUAUUGCGGCUUGCUGGAUACCAUGUUCUGUUGCUGGGCCGUGCUGUCCUAUUUAUCCGUCGAGGCUCUAGCCUGCGUCACAUGGCCACUCUACAGUCACCAAGACGAGAUCUCCCACUCUCGCUCUCUCGUUCGCCCGUUCUCUUGCGUUGCCCCUCUUGCAACCCUAAACUUGAACCGAUGGCCCGUUCACUGGCGGCGGUACUGCGAGUGGUGAAGCCGGAGCCUCGCAUGCACGCUGCUCCAGCAGCAGCAGCGUGCUGCACGCCCCGCCGUCUGCCCACGCUGCUGCUUGUGAACCCGCUGCUCCUAUUGGUGGUAGUGCUGCUGCUGCUGUCAGCAGUGUCCCCGUUACACGCACAGACCCAGUCAUUUCGCAUCUUGACCUUCUUUAACGCGUCACAAGGCGCGGUGUUGGCGGAGGUGCAGCGCGAGUGGGGGGUGAGCUGGAGCCAGUGGGGGGAGGGGGGCGACUGCUCUCAGGCGCAGGGGCUGGCGUGUGACGCGCAGGGGAGGAUAGUCAGCAUGUAUCUGCCUGGCGCACGCCUGCAGGGGCGCGUUCCAUCCGCCACUGGACGCCUCACGGCUCUCACAAUGCUGGACCUCAGCAGCAACAGCCUAAGCGGCUCUCUCCCGUCCUCGCUGGGUCUUCUCCACCACCUCGCCUAUCUGGAUGUGAGCGACAACAACCUCAACGGCUCUCUGCCUGCGUCCCUCUCUGCCCUCUCGACCCUCUCUCACCUCAACGUGAGUUUCAACCUUCAUUAUCUGGGCGACAGUAACGGCAUAUCAGCGUCCGACCUCUCCCCCCUGCUCCGCCUCUCGUCUCUCUCUGUUCUGUGAGGCCGCUCGUCUCGUCUUCCUCUUACUCAGUUUACGGUAAGAUUGAGACUUGUUGAACGUUUACAAAUGAACUCAAUGCGUUACC
Molecule: messenger RNA, 1508 nt
Organism: Closterium sp. NIES-67
Lineage: Eukaryota; Viridiplantae; Streptophyta; Zygnematophyceae; Desmidiales; Closteriaceae
Source: the annotation of a GenBank genome assembly